This is a messenger RNA of Molossus molossus (Pallas's mastiff bat), 1104 nucleotides long. RefSeq names its product cytochrome c oxidase assembly factor 4 homolog, mitochondrial. The coding region runs from base 360 to 611 and encodes 83 amino acids. Lineage: Eukaryota; Metazoa; Chordata; Mammalia; Chiroptera; Molossidae. The record is from RefSeq and is a predicted model, not a curated record. Gene Ontology annotation, cellular component: mitochondrial intermembrane space. The transcript is spliced from 2 exons. Gene Ontology annotation, biological process: mitochondrial respiratory chain complex IV assembly.
UCUAUACCAACAGGCCACCAAUGAAAAUGCGCAGUGGUUCCCUUCCUCUUCGUCCCCUCCACCUCUCCGCGCGCGCCCCUCACAGGUUCCUGGCAAGAGGGUCUGAAGAGUUCCAACUGCAUGCAUGUAAAACCGACGUGCUGGAGCGCGCGUUCGGGUCCUCUGGUCCGCCCGUUUGGUGAGCGCUGCGUGCCGCGUCCUUGCUCGGUGAAGCGUGACGGGCACAGCCGGGGCGCGCCUGCGCCUUCUGAAGGUGGGAGAGGAGCCUCCGGUGAUUUGGCCGCCUGUAUUUCUCUGCUUUCCCAUUCUUCCCAUGCCUUCCUGGGCCAGGCAGGCCUCCAUUCCAGAGACUCCCAAAGAUGUCAACUCAAGGCCAUACCUGGGCUCGUCAGGUGAAGAAGGGUGAAGAAGAGGACCCACUGGACCAACUGAUCUCCCGCUCUGGCUGUGCAGCUUCCCACUAUGCAGUGCAGGAGUGCAUGGCCCAGCACCAGGACUGGAGACUGUGCCAGCCACAGGUGCAGGCCUUCAGGGACUGCAUGAGUGAACAGCAGGCAAGGCGGCGGGAGGAGCUGCAGAAGAGGAAAGAGCAAGACAGUACCCACAGUUGAGACCCCAAACCAUCUAUCCCCAGAGGAUGGCCUGCAGAAACUAGCACCCAAAGAAAUCCUAAACAGUGGAAGUGUGGGCCAAGAGGUAUAAAACUCCAGAAGUGUCUUUGGAAUUGGGGUUGAGAGCCAGGCAGCCAGCGGUUUGGACAUGACUGUCAUACAGAAGGAGCUAGCACAUUCUCACUCAUCUUGUUCCACAAAUAUUAAAUGUUGACCAAUAUUUGCCAUGUGAAACAGAGUGGGCUUCUACCCUAUAUCCUCAGUGUGCCAAGUACUGAGCUUAUUACAUGGACAUUGCAUUUUAGAAGUAAAUUCACAAUCUAAAGGUAAAUUGGAUACCUAAUCAGGUCUUCAUUUAUUCAGUCAUUGGUUUAACAACAGGUUUUUCUCAGACCUUCUCAUGUGCCAGGUACUAUUGGAAAUUGAUGUGACAAAAUAUGAUCUCUGCCUUACCAUUGUUUAGUUUGAGAGACAGGAAUAAAACAGCACUGGA